AUGGGCUUGCUAUUCAAUAGACUAGAGGUGGUACAUCAUAUGGCUACUCUCUUCCAUAGGGUGAUUGGAUUUUCUCCUACUGACACCACAAAGAGUGAAUAUUGUGCAAUCACCAACUUUUCACAAGAUUUACAAAUUAUUACAUUAAAGUUACAUCAAGAUGAAUAUACUGUUAUCUAUAAAUCUAAACAUCCAGAAGAGACCAUUGAUUUCAAAUACAACGAUUUUUUCAAACAUGUUGUUCUUCCAAUUGAUACCAAAGAUGUUGAUUCAAUGUAUGUAAAUUAUAAAGGUGAUUAUAGUAAAACAUUUCUUGCACAUUUAUAUGGCAGGUUGGGAUUUAAUUCUGAUGAAGGUUUAAUAUCAGAUGCUAUAAUUCCUAAAGUUCAAAAAUUUCUUGAUGAAAAAUUCUUUCCACAGGCCAAUGCAUAUCGUCAAAGGGGUAUUAAACCAAGAAUGAAUGAUAAGGAUUUAGAUUUUUUUGUUCAAACUUAUGUUAGACCAAGAAUUUGUAAUGAAGUUAUGUUUCCAAAAAAUAUAAGAGGUUCAUUUGUUAGAGUUGAGGUUAAUAAUCAAAAGAGGGAAGAGAAUAGAAGAAAAAAAAAUGCAAUAAUAGAACGAAAGAAAAGAGAAAAAGAAGCACUAAAGAGAGAUACUAUCGGUCUUGAUGAUUAUUACCCGUUAUGGAAUCCCAAACCACUUUCUUAG
Hansenula ciferrii is the source of this 708-nucleotide messenger RNA. RefSeq lists its product as uncharacterized. The transcript has a single exon. NCBI's taxonomy places the organism in Eukaryota, Fungi, Ascomycota, Saccharomycetes, Phaffomycetales, Wickerhamomycetaceae. The coding region runs from base 1 to 708 and encodes 235 amino acids. The record is from RefSeq and is a predicted model, not a curated record.